UCAAUCUAUUAACUAUAUUAUAUCAUCCUCUCAAAGAAAGGGUUGACUUUAAAAAAGACUAAUAUAAAAGAUUGCAAAACUAAACAUUGGCAAAUCAUCAAAACUUUGAAACAAAAACUAGCAUCUUCAAGACCAAACUCCUCAUCCAAAGAAAAUGAAGCAGAAGACAAAAGCACUUGUGAUUGGAUUAAUAGGUGCAGCUUUUACUUUACUUGCAUACUCACAAACCUUCAUAUCACCAAGUACAAGCAUCACAAUUGGACUUCUUGUUCUCAUGUUGGGGUUCCUAGUAGGAGAAGGUUUCAUAUCUCUUUAAUUCAUCCUUCAUCUAUAUCAUGAAUUUAUUUUACAUGUUUGUGUGUAAUUAGUCUUUAAUGGGAUAUUUUUAAUUUUUGUAAUUCUUAUUUAUUUUUCUUUCAUAUUUUGAGUCUGUUUAAAUAUUGGUGUAUGAAGGAUUGAAGGAAAAAAUUAUUUAUAUUUUGAGGUUAUGUAUUUUGAUUCA
Lathyrus oleraceus (garden pea) is the source of this 502-nucleotide messenger RNA. RefSeq lists its product as uncharacterized. NCBI's taxonomy places the organism in Eukaryota, Viridiplantae, Streptophyta, Magnoliopsida, Fabales, Fabaceae. The record is from RefSeq and is a predicted model, not a curated record. Bases 155 to 316 code for a protein of 53 amino acids. The transcript has a single exon.